Drechmeria coniospora is the source of this 723-nucleotide messenger RNA. RefSeq names its product emopamil binding protein. Gene Ontology annotation, cellular component: membrane; endoplasmic reticulum. The coding region runs from base 1 to 723 and encodes 240 amino acids. Gene Ontology annotation, biological process: sterol biosynthetic process. The record is from RefSeq and is a predicted model, not a curated record. Lineage: Eukaryota; Fungi; Ascomycota; Sordariomycetes; Hypocreales; Ophiocordycipitaceae. Gene Ontology annotation, molecular function: steroid Delta-isomerase activity; C-8 sterol isomerase activity; cholestenol delta-isomerase activity. The transcript has 3 exons.
AUGGACGGCCCUCUCGCUGCCACCGUCGCCGAUGGCGGCCAUCCAUUCUACCCCCUCGGCGUUUCCAUCCCGGGAUACGCGGCGAACACGAUGAGCGCCCUCGUGCUGGUGCUCAUUUUCGCCGCCGGCUGCGGUGCCAUCUUCGUGCCAACUUGGCUCGUCGCCUCGCGUGCCAGACGGGACAUUUCCCGCUGCGAGCUUCUCGUCACCUUUUGGUUCGUCCUCUGUGGCUUCAUCCACCUGUUCUUUGAGGAUGCCAUGAUCCGGUACUUUUCCUACCACCACCUCGACAUGGCGAGCAAGAUGGACCUCUUCGGCCAGCUCUGGAAGGAGUACUCCCUCUCGGACUCUCGCUACAUGACGCGGGACCCCUUCGUCGUAUGCAUGGAAACCAUCACCGCCGUCUUCUGGGGGCCCUUGUCCUUCUUCUGCGCCUACGCCGUCGUCGCCCGCCACCCGCUGCGACACCCCGUCCAGCUCAUCGUCAGCCUCGGCCAGCUGUACGGCGACGUCCUCUACUACGCCAUCUGCCUCUUCAACGAGCACGUCUACGGCAUCGCCUACUCGCGGCCCGAGCGCUUCUACUACUGGGCCUACUUCGUCCUGUGCAACGCCUUCUGGAUCGCCAUCCCGCUGCUGCUCAUGGCCCAGAGCCUGAGGGAGUCGGCCGCCGCGUUUGCGAGGGGGCCCAGGGCCAACGGGUCGGUCAAGAAGAGCCAAUGA